UGUUAAAAAGGGGCCAUAUUUCAACUUGAAGUGUACACAUUUAGUCAGGCACCUCGUUAGGCAGCUCUCAAACGUCAUUUGUUUUGCCAGCAGCAGCUGCACUCACUCCUCGGUGUGUGUGUGUCUGUGUUUGUGCGUUUCUCGGUAGUUUUGUGUUAUUUUUUACACAAACAGCAAAGAUGUCAUCGCCGCUGUCGAAACCUCAGAUCAUCGCGCACAUCCAGAAGAGUCUGAACUACACCGUGUUCGACAGUAAGUGGAUCCCGUGCAGCGCGAAGUUCGUCUGCCUGGGAAACUUCGCCAGAGGAACCGGCGUGAUGCAGAUAUACGAGGUCCAGCACGGAGAGGCUCAGCUCGUCAAGGAGGUAGAGAAGCCUAAACCCAUAAAGUGUGGGACGUUUGGGGCCACCUCGCUUCAACAAAGACACAUAGCAACUGGGGAUUUUGACGGAAAUCUCAAUAUAUGGAAUCUAGAGAUGCCUGAAGUGCCAGUGUACACUGUAAAGGCACACAAAGAGAUUGUGAAUAGUAUAGACGGCGUUGGCGGCCUGGGGAUCGGCGAUGGUGCACCGGAGAUAGUCACCGGAAGCAGAGAUGGGACAGUGAAGGUGUGGGAUCCCAGACAGAAGGAUUCACCUGUAGCCAACAUGGAGCCCAUGGAAGGGGAAACCAAGAGGGACUGCUGGACUGUUGCAUUUGGUCACGCCUUCAACGAUCAGGACCGCUGUGUGUGUGCUGGCUACGACAACGGAGACAUCAAACUCUUUGACCUGCGGAAUAUGUCUCUACGGUGGGAAACCAACAUUAAAAACGGGGUAUGCUGCGUGGAGUUUGACAGGAAAGACAUCAACAUGAACAAGCUGGUGGCCACCUCACUGGAGGGAAAAUUCCACGUCUUUGACAUGAGGACCCAGCACCUCACCAAGGGCUUCGCCUCUGUUUCCGAAAAGGCUCAUAAGUCGACCAUCUGGCAGGUGAGGCAUUUACCUCAAAACAGAGACAUCUUUAUGACCGCAGGGGGAGCGGGAAACCUACAUCUGUGGAAAUACGAGUAUCCCGCCCAGAGAAGCAAGAAGGACUCGGAUGGCGUGGAGGUGGGCGUAGCUGGCUCCGUCAACCUCUUACAGAAUGUCACUCUGUCCACUCAGCCAAUCGCCAGCCUGGACUGGAGCCCCGACAAGCAGGGCCUGUGCGUGUGUUCGGGCUUCGACCAGUCUGUCCGCGUGCUCAUCGUCACCAAACUCAACGUGGCGUAGCAAAGCAGACUGACGAUGUAGAUCUACGCAGCCUGAUACGAAAUGAGACACGACCGCAGAGUCGCACCAGUAGUGUGUGAAUCACUGCCCCUUUUGUGAGGCUGAAUCCAUUUUUACCUGAACACAACUGUUUCCUACGGUGGGUCUUGGCGGCUGUCCGUUUAGAUUUUGUACAACUGAUACUCAUCUUUAGACGUAUUUGCCAGAAAACCAUUUAACCUAAAAGAAGUGGGAAGUCCUGUCAUCCCUGUAAAAUGUGUAGUGCUUGUCUGAGGCCUGCAGGCUGUGUGCAGAGAAGCAGAACCCCUGUAGCACACUGAUACAUUACCCAUAUCAUGUGAAAGCCUCUAUCGGGAUGAAGAAAUUAGUCAAGAUUUAAUUUCUUUAUCUGUUUCCAUUUUUGUAGGAUGCUCACUGAAACACCCGUCUUUUGUUGCACUAUUGGUGAACUUUGUUCUAAUCCAGUUUUAUCUAUUAACGUCACUUUUGAUAUGUCAUUUUUAUUGAGAACUCUGUUUUCAAAUUAAACGUGCCUUU
Larimichthys crocea (large yellow croaker) is the source of this 1793-nucleotide messenger RNA. RefSeq names its product dynein axonemal assembly factor 10 (gene dnaaf10). Gene Ontology annotation, molecular function: protein binding. The record is from RefSeq and is a predicted model, not a curated record. The transcript has 8 exons. NCBI's taxonomy places the organism in Eukaryota, Metazoa, Chordata, Actinopteri, Sciaenidae. Bases 180 to 1256 code for a protein of 358 amino acids.